AUGUACCCGGUGAAGGUUUGGAUGAAGGAAACGAGCAUUGGUCCGAGCGAGCAGCCGCCUACAUGCUUCAGCAACACAUUGAAGCCAGCAGCGCGUGACGAUCCCGAUGAGCCGGGUCUGGACACAGGCCUGCCAGUGCACUGGUCGACUGAAUCUUUGAGAUGUGGCGAAGAGCUUCAAGUGGCGCGAGCGACCUAUCUCGUGCCGCCAUUGGUUGGCGAUCAUGAUGCAGAGGUGCAGCAGUUGGUGCACGAUCUCGAGCGGGAACAAGGCAUUGAGGCGGCCUUGCGCUGUCGCUUGGCAAUGCUGGAGGCAGAGAUCUUGGAAUGCCGUGAAGCAGAGCGAGAAGUCCGCUGCGGCGAGCAGGCGGGCUCCUCUUGCCUGGACACCGAGGCGGAAGCUUCGCAUUGCGAACUGGAGGCUUUGUGUGAGGCCGUUGAGAUGUUCAGACAUGACAACGGCCAGCUGCAGGAGGAACUGGCCGUGGCAGAAGCACGGGAAAGCGAGCUGUCAGUGGAGCUUUGCCAGCUGCAUGCGGUGUCGAACGGUUUCAGGUAUCAGUGA
Messenger RNA from Effrenium voratum, 564 nucleotides. NCBI's taxonomy places the organism in Eukaryota, Dinophyceae, Suessiales, Symbiodiniaceae. The record is from the annotation of a GenBank genome assembly.